This is a messenger RNA of Zalophus californianus (California sea lion), 763 nucleotides long. Its product is annotated as Parkinson disease protein 7 homolog. Gene Ontology annotation, cellular component: cytosol; nucleus. The coding region runs from base 108 to 677 and encodes 189 amino acids. The record is from RefSeq and is a predicted model, not a curated record. Gene Ontology annotation, molecular function: protein deglycase activity. The transcript has a single exon. Gene Ontology annotation, biological process: guanine deglycation, glyoxal removal; protein deglycation, glyoxal removal. Lineage: Eukaryota; Metazoa; Chordata; Mammalia; Carnivora; Otariidae.
CGCGUGCGUCCCCGUUUAGUCCGGUGGUUCGGUCGUCCCCGGCGCGGAAUUGCUGCCGAAGGGGCCGAGGUUCCUUGUCUUAAGUCUUUAAAAAAUACAACAUAAAAAUGGCUUCGAAAAGAGCUCUGGUCAUCCUGGCCAAAGGAGCAGAGGAGAUGGAGACAGUCAUCCCCGUAGAUGUCAUGAGGCGAGCUGGAAUUAAAGUCACCAUUGCGGGUCUGGCUGGGAAAGACCCAGUACAGUGUAGCCGAGACGUCGUCAUUUGUCCUGAUGCCAGUCUGGAAGAUGCAAAAAAAGAGGGACCUUAUGACGUAGUGGUUCUGCCGGGAGGCAAUCUGGGUGCGCAGAAUUUAUCUGAGUCUGCUGCUGUGAAGGAGAUACUGAAAGAACAAGAAAAAAGGAAGGGCCUCAUAGCUGCCAUCUGUGCAGGUCCUACGGCUCUUUUGGCUCAUGAAAUAGGUUUUGGAAGCAAAGUUACAACACACCCACUUGCUAAAGACAAAAUGAUGAAUGGAAGUCAUUACAGCUACUCCGAGAACCGUGUGGAGAGAGACGGCCUGAUCCUCACGAGCCGCGGGCCUGGAACCAGCUUUGAGUUCGCUCUCGCGAUCGUCGAGGCACUGAACGGCAAGAACGUGGCUGACCAAGUGAAGGCCCCGCUCGUUCUUAAAGAUUAGAGCGGACAUCUUUGAUCAGAAGUAGAGAAACAGGCCGUUUGUAAUCAUUCUCACCACGUUCACUUGAAGCAAAACGUGUGGUUCCC